This is a messenger RNA of Melanotaenia boesemani (Boeseman's rainbowfish), 2405 nucleotides long. It is a transcript of the gene mtmr1a, whose product is annotated as myotubularin related protein 1a. The transcript is spliced from 19 exons. NCBI's taxonomy places the organism in Eukaryota, Metazoa, Chordata, Actinopteri, Atheriniformes, Melanotaeniidae. Gene Ontology annotation, biological process: dephosphorylation. The record is from RefSeq and is a predicted model, not a curated record. The coding region runs from base 229 to 2232 and encodes 667 amino acids. Gene Ontology annotation, molecular function: phosphatidylinositol-3,5-bisphosphate 3-phosphatase activity.
ACUGCGUAUGAGACAUCAUAACAACAGCAGCUCGUGCAGACAUAAGCGGGUCGGGAGUUGGGCGGAGCCGCAAACGGAGGAAAAUACUAGAGGAAGCGGAGCGACAGGAAACCACUGAAUCUCUUCAGAUUCGACUCGCGUCCGGACACAACAAAUACAGUUAGAUUUGAUCCACAUCCUUGUCUAUCCCCACCCCUCUGACCCAGAUAGCAGCCAGUUAGUCGACAGAUGGAGAAGCAGACAGCAGCUGGCGGAACCAUGGAAGGAGAUGGGCCGCAUAGUCCAACAGGUUCCCAUGUGGAGUGGUGUAAGCAGCUGAUUGCAGCCACCAUCUCCGGUCAGAUGUCCAGAUCUGCCCAACCUGAUCUUCUCAACAGGGAUAACAAGCUAUCCAAGCGGCUGAAUCACAUGGAUUCAGUAGACGGGCUUUUUUUCUUUGGAGAAAGUGACCCUGAACAUCCUUCUGAUGCUUUGAACCUUCCAGCUCUGGGAUACAGGUCACAGGUCAAAAUGUUCCAGAAUCAGGUUCCUUUGCUGCCAGGAGAGACAGUCCAGAUCACAGUGAAGGAUGUGAUGUACAUCUGUCCAUUCAGUGGUUUGGUAAAUGGGACUCUGACCAUCACAGACUAUAAGCUGUACUUCACCAGUGAGGAAAAGGUCUCUCCCUUCAUCCUUGAUGUAAAUCUAGGAGUCAUUAGCAGGCUGGAGGCUAUCUGUGUUCCUAAACAGGGAGACAAUACUAAGGGACUGGAACUGGUCUGCAAGGACCUGAGGAGUCCCAGGUUUGCCUACAGGACAGAAGAUGGUCAGCCUGAUGUUCUAGAUGUUCUGGUUAAACACGCCUUUCCUCUCACUCACAGCCUGCCUCUGUUUGCAUUCCUUUACAAGGAGCAGUUUCCUGAGGAUGGCUGGAAGGUGUACGAGCCUGCAGUGGAGUACAGGCGUCAGGGUCUCCCAAAUGAAAGCUGGGCCAUUAGUAAGAUUAACAGCAGCUAUGAGCUGUGUGACACCUACCCUUCCAUCCUGGUCAUUCCCACCAACAUCAGCGAGGAAAACCUGAAGCAAGUUGCGUUGUUUAGAGCCAGACACCGCAUACCGGUCUUGUCUUGGAUCCACCCAGAGUCUCAGGCUGCAAUAAUGCGCUGCAGCCAGCCGUUAGUUGGACCUUCAGACCGUCGCUGCAAAGAAGACGAACAUUUGCUCCAAAUCAUCAUGGACGCCAACGCCCAGUCUCAUAAACUCACCAUCUUUGAUGCCCGGCAGAGCAGUGUGGCAUUCACCAACAAGGCAAAGGAUGGAGGAUAUGAAAGUGAAAAUUUCUACCCCAAUGUAGAACUGAAUUUUCUGGACAUCCCUAACAUCCACGUGAUGAGGGAGUCUCUGAGGAAGAUGAAGGAUGUGGUUUAUCCUACAAUUGAUGAACCCCACUGGCAUUCUGCUAUUGACCAGACACACUGGCUGGAGUACAUAAGGCUGUUAUUAGCAGGAGCCGCAAAGGUGGCGUUAAAGGUGGAGUCUGCAAAGACAUCUGUGGUGGUUCACUGCAGCGAUGGGUGGGACCGAACCGCCCAGCUGACCUCCCUGGCGAUGUUGAUGCUGGACAGUUACUACCGCACCCUCAGAGGCUUCCAGGUCCUGGUGGAGAAGGAGUGGAUUAGCUUUGGACACAAGUUUUCUGCUCGUGUGGGCCACGGUGAUGAGAACCAUGCAAACUCGGAGCGAUCACCCCUCUUUGUCCAGUUCAUCGACUGUGUCUGGCAGAUGACCCGGCAGUUCCCAGCAGCCUUUGAGUUUAACGAACUGUUCCUCAUCACAGUGCUGGACCACCUCUACAGCUGUCUCUUUGGUACAUUCCUCUGCAGCAGCGAGCAGGAGAGGACAGCCAAGGAGGUUCAGACCAAGACUGUGUCCCUCUGGUCCUACAUCAACAGCCAGCCAGAGGACUUCACCAACCCCUUCUAUGUGGACUAUGAGAACCAUGUUCUGUAUCCACUAGUUUCCUCCAGACACCUGGUACUGUGGACCAGCUACUAUGCCCGCUGGAACCCCCGUAUGAGACCACAGGUUCCUGUUCAUCAGACCCUCAAGGACUUGCUGAUCUUGAGAGCAGAGCUCCAGAGGAAGGUGGAGGAGCUAAAGAGACAGGCCUCCUCCCACUCCCCAUCCUUCUCCUCCGAGCCUUCCCCUUCACCCCCCCACCUCAAAGGAACACCGCUGUAUACCUCUGCUUGACACCCACUCAGUUUGUAGCAUGUUAAAUUGUAGAAAGUCCUCAGCUUAACUUCAGCUGGAAAAAAUAGGGAAAUGAUUACAUCACCACAUUGCAGCUUUUACACAUCAGGAUAUCAUAAAAACACAAAUGUGUGGCACUGUGGGGUUUUGGUUCUGAUUUAAAAAAAAAAAAA